AUGGGAAGUGACGGAGGCAAGCCGCAGCAAUCUACGUUUGGGCCGUCUCGAGGGCGAGGCCUCACCGUCGCCCUCGGCGUUGCUGCGACCGAGGACUCCACUCCCACAGCCGACUCCACGGACGGCGAUUCUGCCGACAACCUCGCCCUCGCUGGCUCUGCCACCAUCAGCGCCAGCAUGGGGGCCGCCGUCACCGCCGAGAUGAAGCGCAACCGAUCGUACUCUACGGCGGUGACGCCGCGGCAGCAGACGGGGAGCACGCCCGAGCUGAAUCGGCUGGGGCCUGCUCCGCGGCCCUCCCUGCCGGAGGCCUGGGUCGGGGUGGGCGAGGAGACGGUCAAGUGCGUGGCGCUCCGGGCCUUUCGGGGCGAGCGCGAGGACGACCUGGCGUUCGAUCAGGGCGACGUCGUCGAAGUGGCGCGCGCCGAGCUGCUCAAGGCCGCCCACUGGUGCCACGGCCGCUGCAAGGGGCGCUCCGGCCUGUUCCCCACGAGCCACGUCAGGCAGCCCGACAACAACGCCUCGUCGCCGGCGUCGCCGCUCCUCUCCGGUGGCGUCGACGAGGCGCCCUCGCUGCUGCCCACCACCACGAGCAGCGACGGGGACGAGGGCGGCGAGUUUGGCGUCGGCACGACCAACGGCGGUGCCAAGGAGGCGGCGGGCGACGACGUGCGGCUCACCGAGGAGGACAUCAGCGACGCCGACGGCGAACUCACCUACGAGGACGUCGACGAGGAGGGCGUACCCGGGCGCACCACCAAAGUCAUCGCCUCCGGGCCGCGCGGGAAGCUGAUCGAGGCGCUGGUGAUUCCGCGCACGAUACCGGAGCCCUUCUACACGGAGGCCUUCCUCCUCACGCGGGCCUACUUCAUCUCCUCCCGCGCCCUCCUCAACCGCCUCAUUCACUUUUUCCUGCACUACCAAGAGCCGAACGGAGCCAAGGAGGACCCGGCGGACGUGAACAAGCUGCAGAAGCCCAUCCAGGGUCGGGUGCUGAACGUGCUGCAAAAGUGGGUGGAGAACAGCUUCUACGAUUUUGCCGAGGACGACGUGCUGCUCGAGCGGCUCGUCCGAUUUGUGGCCGACAACAUCCCCACCAACAUGUUCGCCCACAAGCUCAUCAAGGGCGUGCGCAAGAAGAAGCGGGAGUUCAAGCUGGUCCUGGAGGGCGACAAGGAGGCCGGCAUAGAGAAGCUCUUCGAGCAGAUAUUGGGACCCACGGCCGGCCCUGAGGCCGCGGACGCCCCCGCCGAAGCCGUUCGUCCGGCCAAGGAGAAGAAGAAACCCAAGAACAUCAUCGCCACCCACCUCACCAUCCGAAGAGGGCACCGCAGAGGAGCCUCGGAGGGUGACGAGGAGAAGAAGCUCAACUUCCUCGAGAUCGGAGCGCGCGACCUCGCCGUCCAGCUCACGCUCCUCGAACAGGAGAUGUUUGCGCGCAUCAAACCAUCGGAGCUGCUGUUCGGCAACGCGGGCAAGAAGAACAAGCACCAGCUGGCCCCGCACGUCAUGCAGCUGGUGAACUGGUUCAACCGGAUCGUGAACUGGGUGGCGUCGGUGAUCGUCGUCAACCCCAACAUCAAGGAACGACGCUUGGUCGUCAAGCGCUUCCUCGAAAUCGCCGAUGAGUGCCGCAAGCUCAAGAACUUCUUCGGCCUGCAGGAGAUCGUGUCGGCCCUCAACAUGGCCUGCAUUGAGCGAUUGCAGGCCACGUGGAAGGGCAUGUCCCGACAGGACCUCGCCCUCUUCUCCGAGCUCUCUGGCGAUGGCCUCGGGCGUGGGACCGACGAAGAUGAUACCCUCUUCCUCGCACCGCCGGGCAAAGCCCUCGUUCUCUGA
This is a messenger RNA of Acanthamoeba castellanii str. Neff, 1839 nucleotides long. RefSeq names its product RasGEF domain containing protein. Lineage: Eukaryota; Discosea; Longamoebia; Acanthamoebidae. Gene Ontology annotation, cellular component: plasma membrane. The record is from RefSeq and is a predicted model, not a curated record. Gene Ontology annotation, molecular function: protein binding; guanyl-nucleotide exchange factor activity. Gene Ontology annotation, biological process: Ras protein signal transduction; positive regulation of GTPase activity. The transcript has 10 exons. Bases 1 to 1839 code for a protein of 612 amino acids.